Molecule: messenger RNA, 912 nt
Organism: Aureobasidium uvarum
Lineage: Eukaryota; Fungi; Ascomycota; Dothideomycetes; Dothideales; Saccotheciaceae
Source: the annotation of a GenBank genome assembly
AUGGAACAGGCUGAAGCUCAUCUGGCGGAACAAGUUGCGGGUGCUGAGAACACUUCUACCGAGACUGGCACCGGCAACAAUGCUUCAUCUGGUGCAGACUCAGAAGCUCGCAAAGACAGUGUUCCGCAAGUCAAUCUGACCAAGGACUCACCUGCACCUACAUCCAUCACAAAUGCCGGCCUUGCAACAAGCCCCAAUCAAGGUACCAAGCGCACUCACGAAGAAGCCGCCAACAAUAUCAACGAGGAUAUCGAUGAUUACAUUGAUGACUAUUCCAUCGUUACCGACAGGUGUCAAGUCGUCCGCAACAAGAUCAACCGUUUGAUUGAGUCUGGCGAGAUGAAAGUUGGCGACUUUUGCAGUGCUAUUAAUGUGAGCAGUAAUGCUUAUUACAACUUUAUGCACAAGCAUGGUACUAUGAAGGGUGAUGAGUGUGCAGCUUACCCUGCCGCUUUUGCUUUCUUCAAGAGAAGAGAGGACAUGGGCAUCAAGGUGCCGACGAAGAAGCAGAAGCAGGCCAAGGAUGCUGAGAAGGACGGCAAGGAUGGCAAGGGUGGCGAAGAGACAGACUCAGUUCCUGUAUAUGACACCUGUGACGAUAUUCGCCGCCAAAUCACAGCAUACCUCAAGAAGCCUGGUGUCACCCAAGCACAAUUCGGUCGUGACCUUCUCGCGCAGUACAACACUGACAAGGCGCCCAAGGGUAUCAGUGCUUCCCAGAUACAGUCCUUCAGAGGCAAGAAGGGACCUGAUUCCGGCAACACUAGCUCAGUGUUCUACUCUGCUUAUGUAUUCUUCGAGAAGAUGCGCAUCAAGCAGGGCAAGCCCAAGAGCCAGAAGAGAAAAGAGAUGAAGGAAGUUUGGGGCCUUGACGGUUUCGACACCGAGAAUGCAAACAAAGGAUUGUAUUAG